Molecule: messenger RNA, 1186 nt
Organism: Pelagomonas calceolata
Lineage: Eukaryota; Pelagophyceae; Pelagomonadales; Pelagomonadaceae
Source: the annotation of a GenBank genome assembly
CGCGAGAGCAGGCCAAAACAACGCGAAGGGCUGCCCCAAAAGCACCUGACAAGGCCCAAGAUGAUCCUCACGCAAUGCGCCGUCUGCGCCACCGACCUUGGUUUAUCCUUGGGCAAGAAAUGCGGCCGCUGCAGCACACGCUACUGCGGCCCCGCGUGCCAGAAACAACACUGGAAAGAGGGCGGUCACGACCAGCUCUGCAAAAAAAUUAAAAAAGCCGGCGGCGCCGAGCAAUACAACGCAAAUACGAAGUACACGGAGGCCGUGGCGGUCGCAGCGGAGGCGUGCGCGGACGACACGAAGGGCCAGACGUGCUACAUCUGCACGCAGGCCUUGCAUUGGAAGACGAAGGAGGGCCUCGUGCGCGGAUGCGCGUGCCGCGGGACGGCGGGCUUCGCGCACGUGUCGUGCCUGGCGGAGCAGGCGAAGAUUUUGUGUGACGAGGCCGAGGAGAAUAAUCUAGGCACUAAGGCGUUCAAUGAGAGGUGGCGGCGGUGGGAUACGUGUAGUCUGUGCGAGCAAAUGUAUUUCGGCGUCGUGCGGUGCGCGCUCGGGUGGGCCUGCUGGAAGACGUACGUGGGUCGGCCGGAGACGGACCAGCUUCGGUGCUUGGCCAUGGGGCAGCUCGCGGGCGGUUUAUUCGCUGCAAAAAAGUACGAGGACGCGUUGCCCGUCCAAGAGGCUGACUUGUCUCUGAGCCGGCGACAUGGCGAACAGGAACGUAGCAUUCUCGUCGUGCAGGGCAAUCUUGCGGGCACAUAUUAUGCGCUCGGACGAAUGCAAGAUGCCUUACGCCUGCGGCGAGACGUAUAUUUUGGAAAUCUGAGGGUCGUAGGCGAAGAAGAUAGAGAAACCCUUUCAGCAGGUAUCAACUACGCGACGUCCCUGAAAGGCCUACAGCGCUUCGAAGAGGCCAAGUCGCUGCUGCGCAAGCAAAUUCCUGUAGCGCGACGGAAGUUAGGCGAGAGUCAUGAUCUCAUGCUCUCGAUGCGGUCGAUUUAUGCGAAGGUGCUCUACCAGGACCCCGCCGCCACGCACGACGACCUCCGCGAGGCCGUGACGACGCUCGAGGAGGUAGGACCGAUCGCGCGUCGCGUGCUCGGCGGCGCGCACCCGCUCGCGGUGGGAAUUGAGGAGACCUUGCAAACCGCGCGAGCCACGCUCCGGGGGCGCGCGUAAGACGAGG